GAUAAACUUUCCUUCGACGAUCUUGUGACUUCUUCCUUGAAAACGAACCCUUCCACGACCUCCCACGACCUUCCACGACCUCCCAGAUAUGAAGUGACAGACCUCAACACCAUGUCCACAGAAGAGGAUGACAGCAGCUGGAGGGACAGACUCGGAAUCGACUUCAAAAUAGAAUUGUCAGACUCGGACCUCGAAGACGACCAGAAUAAGUCGCCAAAAUCAGUCAAAAUCAGUCAUGAAAAACUUACCAAGAGCAGCAGUGGUAGUGAGGAUGUGCAGGAAACGGAAGAAACAGAAACGCUUGAGAGCUUUGACUCCUUCACUCAGGAGGAGGAGGAGCUGGCCCGCUACCUAGGGGAAUAUGGAAAGACUCCGCCUCGCACUCAUCGCCUCCGUCGCCAAAAGGAAAGAGAUGCAUACUGUUCUCAGGCAAAGGUAGCAGCCAAGACGAUCAAAGCCACCCUGAAGCGUCGGGACACAGCUGAAAGGUUCCUCUCCCUCCCAGGUUUCUCAGAGCAUGGCUUUGGAGAUGCAACUCCAGAAAGGUCAAGGAGGCAGUAUCGUGAGCGUAAAAGAUCCAUGGAUCGACAACGAACCUUUGAGAGGGAAUGGAAGCUCUCGGAAGUCGAGAAUCUGUCAAUUAUCAUGAAUGCAGCAGCCACAGCUGAGGCGAAUGAUGAACGAUGCGAAAGCUUGCCGCCACACUGUGCUGCAGUUAGGGUUGAUUCAAGGUCACGUUACAUGAGUCUCUCCAGCCGUAGAUUAAGUGAGGACGAUGAUGCAGACCAGACUGAUAGUUCUCGUAAAGUUUCUACUGCAGAAUGUCCACAAGACCGUUUAAGUUAUUUUGCAAAACUUCAAAGUUUAAUUAAAACUAGUACACAAGAAGUUCCAGUCCACCAGCGCCAGAGAAGCGAAGAGGAAGUCCUGUACCAGCAGGAGCUCCAUGAGAUGUUAUGGCUAGAAUUGCAAGCAUGGCAUGCAGGCCAAGAUUCAAAUUCCUAUGAUAUAUAUUUAGUUAAUCAGAGAAAGCAGGUUGUAGAUAUUAUUACUGAAGUCCUCAAUUUCACCUUUGAUUCAAACUGUCCAGCAGAGAAGCACCAAGAGGAAGCAGACUUAAAAAUUGUAACUGUUGAUGAGCUCCUCAGUGCAGGGGAGCUAAAGAUCCAAGGCAUACCUGUAACCACCUCUGAUUCUACAGAUGGUGUUGCAUCUAGUAAGGUGGUUGGGGGAGAGGACGAUUGCAGUGGUUGUCUCUCUAUCUGGUGCAAGAUAUGUAUGGAUAAACAAACUGAGGGACUCACUCAAGUGGCAAAGCUAUUGAAGAAACUGGACUAUGUGGAGUCACUAUUUCCUUCAACCAAAAAGCUGGCACUCCAUUUUCCAGAGUGGGAGCAUGCUGACUUUGUCAAUCGUUAUAUGGCUCUGUGUGUUUGGUACAAUGCAACGGUGCAGUUGAGAAUGAAGAUUGAAGUCCUUGGGAAACUGCUUGGGAACAUGACUUCAGCCCUUAUUCCUUGGCCUACCUUUAGCACCAGCUUUACAGGUGCUGCAACACCAACUUCAAGUUAUGAUUCAGGGGUCCCGCAAACCACUCACUAUGAGGAACCCUCUCACGAGAAAGAAACACACGUGGAUAAGUCUGCAUCUGUACGUUUUGUGAUAGACUGUGAUAAAUCAGAUGCUAGCUCAAACCCCUCUGAUUCAAAUAAUUCAACGGAUUCGGGUCAUACUACUGGUAGCACCAACAGUGGUCUGCUAAUGCCACCUGCACCUUAUCCUCCUCUAGGGGGACUUAAGCGAUGUCUCAGUGACAUUUUUGUGGAAGCAAACCCUUACAGAAAAUAUGUAGAAAAGCUCUUGAGAACUAAAGGCAUGAAAAAGACAUUUGAUAAAGUAGCUGAGGUUAUCCGUGAUGUGAUGUCUCGUACCAUAUGCAUUUUGGAAGAGCCUCAUCACUCUGUACGAGACUCAAAGCAACAAAAGAAUGCUACAGAUAUACCAACUAUUGCAUUAACAGAAAACUUAGAAGAACUUAGUAGGUAUGGACCCUGGAUUCCAAGGUUUGAAAAAUUGGAGCUUCCUCCAUUCUAUGCAACUUUCAUUUUCUUAGCUUCAGUGUCACUUCAGAUGAUGAGGGAGUGCCUGAAGCUCAGGAUUGAGCAAAUGCCUGAAAGACCAUCUAGACUUAGUAUUAAAGAGCUUAUGAGGGAGUUCAAAGAAGGAGUCAAGUUUGCUGUUGUUGUGAGGCAGAAGUACCUGAGGGCUUGCCAUGCACUCUUUGGCAGUCUUUCUCCACUACUUCGAGAGAACUUAGAGAUACGCCAGACUCAAGCAAUUGAAGAGCUAGAUGCUAAUAUAAAGAGAAUGUUAGAGGUUUAUCUAGAGUGGCUUGAUCAGUUUGUGUGCAUGUUACAUCGUGAGCCUCAUGCAUCAGGUUUGCAACGGAACUUCCUCCAAGAAGAAUGGCGUUUUGUCCAAGCAACUUGUCCCCACGUUAAUGAAGGGGAUAGUUUAGCAGCGACAAGAUUUUGCAAUAUAGCCUGUCACAUGCUGUGUAGUGUGGGCGAUUUUAUUGACACAGGAAUCGACGAUCAGAUGGCAGCCAUGCAAGAUUCAACUUUAGAGAAUUUUGAUGAUGAUUUUGAGGAGGAGGAUAUGGAUCAAGAUGAUAUCCAAAAGAAGAGACUCCUUCAGCGAUGUAGAGCCCUUCAAGUUCUCUUAGCUGAAACACGUGAGCGUGCCUUAAGAGCUGCAGGGUUAGCCAAGAUGUUAAGGAAAGACUUAGAGGUCGCUGCAGAAUUCCAAAUCAACUGCAAGCCUGCCGUGGUGCUGAGCAGAUUAAGGGAAACAGGACACAUCCGAGUGAUUGCACCACACAGCCAAAACCACUUCAUAUUUGUUCCAGCCCGCAUCAAGGACAAAAAGGAAUACAUCUGGCACUUGUUGGACAUGAGGGUUGGUGGCAUAGGCAUUGAGCAUGAAUCAGAUGAAGAGGGGGGUUAUCUGGUCCUCAUGAGGUGUGACGGGGGGGAUAGUCUUCACAAUUUGUGGACUGGCGAUCUGAUCAAGAUAGAACCUACAGCAGAUUGCACAAUUACACUUUCUAGAGUACAGGUGACAAGUAUGAUGGUGGUUGUAUCUACGGGAACAAUGCUCGUUCCAGUCCGGAGAGAAUUUCUUCACUGCAUGGGCAACACCGUCCUUUUAGUGCACGAUCAGACAACACCCAACAAAGCCAUUACUCAUUCCAUUGAUGAACUAAAGAAAGAGGCUCUGGAACUCUGCAAUAGCCUUCAGAAUAAUAUCCAACAGGUGGAAAGUAUGACAGAUCUAGAUGCAGUGAUACCGAGCCUAGAAUAUGGAGAACGGCGGCAGCUUCAUUUAGUAACCAGAGACGUGGUUCAUCAGUAUUUCAUGUUUGGCUUUGAGUAUCAUAAAGAUGUCACUCGUCUUGUCACUGGUCAUCACCGGGCUUCUGUAGCACCAUUGCUGGUUGCUCUUGCUCGAAUGUGGAUGAAAUUUGUGCAGAGCCAUUAUUCAGAAGGAAGAGGCAGGAGACCCAGGUGGUCAAAUGCAGGAGUUGAGUUCAUCGUUUUUGUUUGUGACCCACACAAUACAAGGCACCUCAAAGAUGAGGAAUUUCAGAAUUUCCGAGGUGAGAUAGAGAAGUGCCUGGUGUACAUAGAAGGAAAAGCUCCUGAGGCCAGCCAGCCAGGGACACCAUUGACUCCAGUGCUGCCUAGACAUCACUUCAGGUCUUCUUCCACGUCAUCCAUGGGGCAUAAUGCACCAGAGAGGUCCCUGUCCACACAGUCCUCCCAGAGUGAUUAUUCCCCUGUGGUGAAUCCAACUGACAGCCCACUUCUAAGGAGAAAUCUGCUAAGACGUAGUCAGCACAGCAUAGAAAGAGCAUCUGAUCAGAGUGAUGGAAAGAGCCCACCAAUUGCAGAAAAACCAAUAGAACGUGUUCGUAGAAGAAUCACGGAGAUGGAUGUCGAAUUGGACGAGAGUCUACGCGAGGACCAGGUUAUUGGAAGGGUCUCUGAUACGCAGCGUGAUAAGAUCCACUUUAAACCUCGUAGUGUCAGCUUUUCAUGGCAAAGAGGUUUCAAAAUUGGCACUGGAAGGUUCUCAAAGGUGUACACAGCCGUCAACAACAACACAGGCGAGUUGAUGGCCAUGAAGGUGUUGCCACUACAGCCAAACGACCACAGAUCCAUACGCAAAGUGGCCGAUGAGCUACGUAUCUUCGAAGGCAUUAGCCAUCCACAUCUUGUGCAGAUCUAUGGCGUGGAGAUUCACAAUGAUGAAAUGCUGAUGUUCAUGGAAUACUGUGAUGAAGGAACUUUGGAAAGCUUGGCCACCAGUACAGAAACAGGUCUUCCAGAGGUGAUAGUUCGUAAAUACACCAGACAGUUACUGGAGUCUGUGCACUGCCUCCAUGACCAUGGCAUUGUUCAUAGGGACAUUAAAGGUGCCAAUAUAUUUUUAACAGAAGAAGGAAAUGUGCUGAAACUAGGAGAUUUUGGAUGUGCUGUGAGACUCCGAGGCCACCAGACUGAAGUUGGAGAGCUAGGUGGCAUCGUCGGCACUCAUGCUUACAUGGCACCUGAGAUUUUCCAGUCCAGUGAGGGCCACGGUAGAGCAGCUGAUGUGUGGUCUGUGGCUUGUGUCGUGAUUGAAAUGCUAACAGGAAAGAGACCUUGGCCCGAAUAUGAUAGCAGCGUGCAAAUUAUGUUCCGCGUUGGGAUGGGACAGUCCCCGUCAGUCCCAAGCAGCCUGUCAGAAGAAGGACAUGAUUUCCUUGCAGCUUGCUUUGUCCAUGACCGCAAGAACAGAGCUACUGUCGCCCAGCUGCUUGAUCAUACAUUUGUAAAGGUUGAUACAGGGGAAGACUGUACUUCAUUGCCACUCUUCUCCCACCCACCCUUUGUGCCUUACAUGAAACUCCUGUCAAACAGCUGAUUCGUCUGAGCCUGCAGGGAAUAAUAUUACUUAAAGGUGGCCAUGCACUUUCGAAGCUUUGGUUGGUGUUGUCAGGGAAGCAUACAAGAAUAAGAGGUACUGUGUAAAGCAGAAUGACACUUUACAUGGUGAAAAAUGUAUAUUUCAUUGUAUAUAAUAUGCGUUAUGCAUAUGGUUUUAUGGAAUAACACGGUCGUUUUAGAUGCUUACUGGUAAGAUUGUUAUUAAUCUGUCGUAAAGUAAAUCCAGAUAUUUAUUUCCUCUAUUAUAAAUGACUUCACUUUUAUUUCAAGAGGGAUUUCUCACAGGCACAACACUUCAACACACAUGGACACAAUCACACACAACCACAGUAUGUUAUUGUAGGUUAAAAACAUCGUAAGAUCAUUAAGGAUUUUAGCCAUCUACUGUUACAUGGUAUUAUGCUCCUCUUAGUACAAUUUAAGUAAGACAUAGAAAAAUGGUGAUCAUGUGAAAACCAUAUUACAAGGGAAAAUAAAAGAUCCAUGGAUAACUAUAAACAGACCUCUCUCUCUCUCUCUCUCUCUCUCUCUCUCUCUC
Messenger RNA from Penaeus indicus, 5529 nucleotides. RefSeq names its product mitogen-activated protein kinase kinase kinase 4-like (gene Mekk1). The record is from RefSeq and is a predicted model, not a curated record. The transcript has 27 exons. NCBI's taxonomy places the organism in Eukaryota, Metazoa, Arthropoda, Malacostraca, Decapoda, Penaeidae. Gene Ontology annotation, biological process: MAPK cascade; protein phosphorylation. The coding region runs from base 112 to 4968 and encodes 1618 amino acids. Gene Ontology annotation, molecular function: ATP binding; protein kinase activity.